UAAUGAUAAAAUAUGCUUUUUUUAUUUUGUCUUUCAACAUAUAUUCAGCAACUUCAGAUGGAUGUGACUCUGUUGAAAUGCUUUUCAUCGAUAAUCCAAAAUUUGCAUUUGUAAACAAUGAAACUGAAUUCAAGUUUGAGGCAAAAAUGAAUUAUACAGUAAAGUUGAGAUUUACUAAUGUUGAUGGUCCAGUGGAAAUCAGAUUAAAUUCUUCCUGGCAUCCUCUAGGGGUUCACCCCAAUACAUUCAAUAUCGAAGGAAACACAGUUGAAGAAAUUUCAUUACUAGCCUGGGUCCCAUAUGUGUACACAGUUGACGUAUAUUGCAGUACGGUACAGCAGAGCAAUUCACUGGGACACGAGGACAGUACACUAACACAAACAAACAGUACACUACUGGACACAAUAAGAGCUAUUGUGAAGAAACCAAGACAAGAACAAGUGUUGACAAAAAUAUUCGGCUUAGUUACAAAUGUUUUAAUGGCCUUUGCAAUGCUAGUUAUGGGGACUGACCUAGAGUUUGAUAUUAUCCUAGCAUACCUCCGCAGACCUAUCGGGCCGGUCAUUGGGAUAAUCUCACAAUUUAUAGGGAUGCCUGUUAUUGCCUAUGUGGUUGGCUACUUGAUUCUUAGUGAGCAGCCGUUUGCCCGACUUGGAUUGUUAUUGAUUGGAAGUAGUCCUGGAGGGUCAGCAUCCAACUUCUGGACAGUUCUUUUUAAAGGGGACAAAAAUUUAUCAGUUACGAUGACCUUCUGCAGUUCUGUGGCAAGCUUUGGAAUGACGACAUUUUGGAUUUACAUUCUUGGAUCUACAAUAAUUUCUGAAGCGUUUGACCUUCCCUAUCUACAGCUAUUUGUAUCUUUAAUCAGUUUGGUUCUACCGAUCUUUGUAGGUCUACUCAUCACAAAGAAAAAACCUAAGUGGGGAGCCAGGAUUCGGCAGUACAGUAGACCAGUGUUUUUGUUUAUUGUCUUAUUAUCAGUAGGAGUAGGAAUAUAUGUUCAAAGAUUCUUUUUUGUGAUGGUUUCAUGGUCGGACUUUGUGAGUGGAAUUCUGCUUAGUGCGUCAGGAUAUCUUCUUGGGGCCUUACUGGCUUUUGCUGCUCGACUCAACAAAUCUCAAAUAAUUGCUGUUGCUAUCGAGACAGCAAUUCAAAAUCCAGGAAUUGCUAUUGUUGUCAUACAAUCCAACCUGGAGUCUCCAUAUAGUGAAAUUGGAAUUCUUCCCGUCAUUUCCUUUCUGUUCACAACAGGGCCUCCUAUGGCGGUUGCUAUUAUCUCAAUGAAAAUCUACGAGUGCUUUAGAAGCAGGAGUAAUGCAUCAAAACUGGAAGAAGCAAAUAUAAAUACAAUAUCGUCUGUUCCCGGAUACUCUGCAGAACAGCCGGGUUACUUGAAGGAACAUCCGGACCCAACCAACCAUGCGGGACACUUGUCGGACAAUCCGGGAUUUGAGGGAGACAAUCCGGAAUCUGGAAAUCUUCCCAACCAUGUUGGUUAUCAAACGGCCGGCUUGGAUACAUAAUUUAAAUGUUACAAUCCUUCCACCCUCCUCCUCCCCCAGCUGGACAAUAUAAGGGUAUCCAUCUGUUUAACAUGAAAGGUAGUUAUAUGUCGAGUUCACUACGCUUUUAAGAAUGUUUUGUCCUAAAAGAAAAGAAUAUAUUGGUGCCAAAGUAAAAGAAACUACAUAGUUUAUAUUAUGGAAACUACUUGCAUUUUAAAUUGUGAUUUUUCAGUGCUUGAAUACGUAUUAAAUGUGCAAUGAAAAUGCUUAAAUGUGCCUAUUUUAAAGGAAAUGUAAAUUUUCAUUUGCCCCCCCCCCAUUUCCACUUCAAGAAUUUAAACCCUAAAAUUUAUUUAAAAAGGACCACUCGAAAUUAUCCUAACAAUUCCUUUUUCCAAUUUUCUUUUAUAACGUUAAGGACUGGAAAUGAUAUUUCAAAUGAUCCUCCAGCCUUAAUUGAUAGAGUGGCAUGUCCUAUUCCCAACGGUACCCUUAAAAGCGUUGUAGGAUAAAGUAUGAAUUUCAUGUUACAGAAGUGUUGAAUGAAUUAACAGAAUUAAACAUGUUUAAGCUAAAAAAACGAUUUUAUCUUCCGCAUUAUUGAUCGUGUGUAGGUUUUACGGGUUAAAAUCUGUAUGUUGUAUCACUUGAAAUGACGCUUACAGUCCCUUUAAGUAACAUUCAUUUACAAAGGAAAUGAGUUUUUGCCACAAAAUCAGAUUUUCCUAUCGCUAUAUCUUUUUAAUCCAAUUGCGGUGACCUUUGAUGGUUCAAAUUAUAAAUUCUGUUAGAUCAAAUAAUCUAAGUUUGAAAUCUCCGGAUGCAGAGAUAUAGUUUAAGUUUGUUGGAAAACUCAGUUUCUUUAAGUUUUAAAUUGAGUUUAAAAAAUUGAAACCAUUUUUAAACUGUAAAAAGUCUCUAACUUUUUCUUAUUUUAAAAGCUGUAAUGACGACUGUACAGUAAAAAAUGUAGAAUGAAGUGCAGCCAAUAAUUUGCAAUUUCUCGAUAAGUUAAAUUUACAUUGACGACUUAUCUUAUAACAAAUAUCAAGUUCCAAAAUACCUUUUUAACGAAUUGAUAACAUAUUAAAAACAUGAGUAUGUAACUGACAAAAUAAAUCCUGAAUGGUACAUGAAAACAUGAAACAAAUUGUAAUUAUAAUGUAUGUAUUAUGUAUAUAAAAAAUGUGCUAAGUUUUU
Molecule: messenger RNA, 2705 nt
Organism: Eurytemora carolleeae
Lineage: Eukaryota; Metazoa; Arthropoda; Copepoda; Calanoida; Temoridae
Product: ileal sodium/bile acid cotransporter
Exons: 18
Coding region: 3-1523 (506 amino acids)
Cellular component (GO): membrane
Source: RefSeq, a predicted model, not a curated record